UCACUCCAGUGCCAUAGCUGCGAUCCUGACAGCGUUCACAUUACAGUCCACUCCGAGUUUGAGAAUGACACACACGGCUUAAGCUCUGUCUCGGACGAGUUUGGAGUCAUUCGGAUUACAGUUUUGGAACAUUUUAAAGAUUCGAUUCGCCACCUGAGGAGUUUACGAUGUCAGGCUUGUUUUGUCGAAGUUUAUACGCGUUUAACGGGGAGCAGCAUCAGCAGGGACUGAAGUUUGAGGCUGGAGAAGUGAUCCGGAUCACGCAGGCUCUGGAAGGAGGCUGGUGGGAGGGAGAGAAGGACGGAGUCAAGGGAUGGUUUCCCUCGACUUACGUGCAGGUGGAGAAUCUGUCCUCGACGUCUCCUCUGGACGAGCCGCUGCCCAGAGACUGGAAGUGCUACAUGUCACCUCAGGGACGCAGAUACUACGUCAACACCAUCAGCAACGAGACAACAUGGGAGCGGCCAUCGAGCACGCCUGGCACCCCGAAAACACCCGUGAAACACAAGAACUCUGUCCCGACAGUGAAUGGGUUUCAUGGUAAUGGCAGCCCGUUGCAUCAGACUGAACCAUCGCAUGUAGUGAUGCGGAAGACCAGCACAGAUCAACAGAGUCCUGGCUCCACUUCACCCAGCAGGAAGCAGGAGUGUGAAUCCACAGUAACUAUCAACUGCGUGACGUUUCCUCUUCCACUGCACAUGUCUGAACAGCAGCUGCUCAAACCAGACGAGUGGAGCUACUGUGAUUAUUUCUGGGCGGACAGAAAGGACCCGCAAGGAAGCGCCAACAUCUCAGGAUUCGAGGUUCUGCUGCAAAAACAGCUGAAGGGAAGGCAGAUGCAGAAAGAGAUGGCCGAGUUUGUGCGGGAGAGGAUCAGGAUCGAGGAGGAAUACGCCAAGAACCUGUCGAAGCUCUCGCAGAUCCCCCUGGCGGCGCAGGAGGAAGGCACGCUUGGAGAAGCUUGGGCUCAGCUGAAGAAAAGCCUGGCAGAUGAAGCCGAAGUUCAUCUCAAGUUCUCCUCCAAGCUUCAGAGUGAAGUGGAAAAGCCUCUGCUGAUAUUCCGGGAAAACUUCAAGAAGGACAUGAAGAAGUUCGACCAUCACAUGGCGGAUCUCAGGAAGCAGCUGGCCGGCCGAAACGCCGCCGUGGAGAAGGCACGGAAAGCGCUUGCAGAUCGGCAGAAGGAUCUGGAGUUAAAAACCCAGCAGCUGGAGAUCAAACUGAGCAGUAAGAUCGAGGAGGACAUCAAGAAAGCGCGCAGGAAAUCCACGCUCGCCGGUGAUGAUCUGAUGCGAUGUGUUGAUCUCUACAAUCAGUCCCAGUCCAAGUGGUUUGAGGAGAUGGUGACCAGCAGUCUGGAGCUUGAGCGUCUGGAGGUGGAGCGUGUGGAGAUGAUCAGACAGCAUCUGUGUCAGUACACAACGCUACGACACGAGACGGACAUGUUCAACCAAAGCACCAUUGAGCCGGUGGACAAACUCCUGCGGAGCGUGGACCCCGCCAGAGACCGAGAGCUGUGGGUCAAAGAACACAAGACGGGCGAGCUGAGACCGGUGGACAUGGACAUCUGAGACCAUCAGACUCGCAGCUCUAGAGACGCUAAAACACAACGCAACACUGGCUGAAGAGAAAGUGCUCCAUCUCUCAAAAACCCUUCUGAGGCUCUAAACCAGGAGAACGAUCAUGAGAAGUUAGAGAGAGAACCGAGGUACCAUAACCUUCCCACAAAUCUGACUGAAAGAGCUCUCGAGGUGUGGCAGAGACUGUGUGAACAUCUGCAGGAUUUCACUCGGGAGAACUGACGUGCUUGUCAGUAUCUUCUAAUGCGAUCGUGACAUUAGGAUUCAGCAUUGAUCGAUCCGAGUUCAUGUAUGUGAAAUAGUAUUAAUAUAUACUGUAACUGCUGCUGCAACUAUUACAGCUGAUUUCAGUUCUGUGACUAUUCAAAGCUCUCGCUUGCCUUAAAGCAACAGUACACUCAAAAAUGUUAAUUCUGUCGUCAUUUACUUCACUUUCAUGUGGUUCCAAACAUGUUCGACUUUCUUCUGUCUGUUGUUGAGCACAAAAUAAGAUAUUUUGAAGGAUGUUGGUAACAAAACAGACGGUAGCCAUUGAAAAAAAAUGAAACAAAAAUAGUUGACAGAAGCCAUUAACUCUGGAACGAAACAGUUGACGGUAGCCAUUGACUUCCAAGUAAGGGGGGUAAAAUCUGGAACUAAACAGUUGAUGGUAGCCAUUGACUUCCAAGUAAGGGGGGUAAAAUCUGGAACUAAACAGUUGACGGUAGCCAUUGACUUCCAAGUAAGGGGGGUAAAAUCUGGAACUAAACAGUUGACGGUAGCCAUUGACUUCCAAGUAAGGGGGGUAAAAUCUGGAACUAAACAGUUGACGGUAGCCAUUGACUUCCAAGUAAGGGGGGUAAAAUCUGGUACUAAACAGUUGACGGUAGCCAUAGACUUCCAAGUAAGGGGGGUAAAAUCUGGAACUAAACAGUUGACGGUAGCCAUUGACUUCCAAGUAUGGGGAAAAAAAUCUGGAACUAAACAGUUGAUGGUACCCAUUGACUUCCAAGCAUGGGGAAAAAAAUCUGGAACUAAACAGUUGACGGUAGCCAUUGACUUCCAAGUAAGGGGGGUAAAAUCUGGAACUAAACAGUUGACGGUAGCCAUCGACUUCCAAGUAAGGGGGGUAAAAUCUGGAACUAAACAGUUGACGGUAGCCAUUGACUUCCAAGUAAGGGGGGUAAAAUCUGGUACUAAACAGUUGACGGUAGCCAUAGACUUCCAAGUAAGGGGGGUAAAAUCUGGAACUAAACGGUUGACGGUAGCCAUUGACUUCCAAGUAUGGGGAAAAAAAUCUGGAACUAAACAGUUGAUGGUACACAUUGACUUCCAAGCAUGGGGAAAAAAAUCUGGAACUAAACAGUUGACGGUAGCCAUUGACUUCCAAGUAAGGGGGGUAAAAUCUGGAACUAAACAGUUGACGGUAGCCAUCGACUUCCAAGUAAGGGGGGUAAAAUCUGGAACUAAACAGUUGACGGUAGCCAUUGACUUCCAAGUAAGGGGGGUAAAAUCUGGUACUAAACAGUUGACGGUAGCCAUAGACUUCCAAGUAAGGGGGGUAAAAUCUGGAACUAAACAGUUGACGGUAGCCAUUGACUUCCAAGUAUGGGGAAAAAAAUCUGGAACUAAACAGUUGACGGUAGCCAUUGACUUCCAAGUAAGGGGGGUAAAAUCUGGAACUAAACAGUUGACGGUAGCCAUUGACUUCCAAGUAAGGGG
Messenger RNA from Carassius auratus (goldfish), 3281 nucleotides. RefSeq names its product growth arrest-specific 7b (gene gas7b). Gene Ontology annotation, biological process: neuron projection morphogenesis; clathrin coat assembly; clathrin-dependent endocytosis. NCBI's taxonomy places the organism in Eukaryota, Metazoa, Chordata, Actinopteri, Cypriniformes, Cyprinidae. The record is from RefSeq and is a predicted model, not a curated record. Gene Ontology annotation, cellular component: clathrin-coated vesicle; plasma membrane; clathrin-coated pit. Gene Ontology annotation, molecular function: protein binding. The transcript is spliced from 14 exons. The coding region runs from base 168 to 1571 and encodes 467 amino acids.